UGGGGCUUGGGGGGCGGCGGCGGUGGGGCCGAGAGCCCGGGUGCGCACCUGGGCCCCCCUGGCCAUGGCGGCGAAGGUGGACCUGAGCACCUCCACCGACUGGAAGGAGGCAAAAUCCUUUCUGAAGGGUCUAAGUGACAAGCAGCGGGAGGAACAUUACUUCUGCCAGGACUUCGUCAGGCUGAAGAAGAUCCCCACGUGGAAGGAGAUGGCAAAAGGGGUGGCUGUGAAGGUGGAGGACCCCAAGUACAAGAAGGACAAGCAGCUCAACGAGAAGAUCUCCUUGUUCCGUGGAGAUAUCACCAAGCUGGAGGUGGACGCCAUCGUCAACGCCGCCAACAGUUCUCUGCUGGGAGGCGGUGGCGUGGACGGCUGCAUUCACCGGGCCGCCGGACCCCUGCUCACCGACGAGUGCCGGACCCUGCAGAGCUGUGAGACGGGCAAGGCCAAGAUAACGGGCGGCUAUCGGCUGCCAGCCAAGUAUGUCAUCCACACGGUGGGGCCCAUUGUCCACGGAGAGCCCAGUGCCAGCCAGGCCACGGAGCUCCGCAGCUGCUACCUGAACAGCCUCAACUUGCUGCUGGAGCAUCGGCUACGCUCAGCGGCUUUCCCUUGUAUCUCCACCGGCGUGUUUGGCUACCCCAAUGAGGCGGCGGCUGAGGUAGUGCUGGCAGCAUUGCGCGAGUGGCUGGAGCAGCACAAGGACAAGGUGGAUCGGCUGGUCAUCUGCGUGUUUCUCGAGAAGGACGAGGACAUCUACCGAAAACGGCUCCCCCACUACUUCCCUGUGGGCUGGUUCUCACUCUCCUCUGCCUUCCAGCCUGAGGCUCCCUGCAGCCCACCCAGACCAGGACUGACUCCCCUGGGCCUGCAGGGCCUCGCUCCCAGCUCUGAGAGUUCACUGAAGCCUGCAGCCUGGCGACCCUACUCUUUCCAAGUAGCCCACCACCAAGAAGCCUCCUAAUAAAGACCACCUCGUCCCAGCUC
Tupaia belangeri chinensis (Chinese tree shrew) is the source of this 987-nucleotide messenger RNA. It is a transcript of the gene MACROD1, whose product is annotated as mono-ADP ribosylhydrolase 1. Gene Ontology annotation, cellular component: nucleoplasm. NCBI's taxonomy places the organism in Eukaryota, Metazoa, Chordata, Mammalia, Scandentia, Tupaiidae. The record is from RefSeq and is a predicted model, not a curated record. Gene Ontology annotation, molecular function: ADP-ribosylglutamate-[protein] hydrolase activity. Gene Ontology annotation, biological process: peptidyl-glutamate ADP-deribosylation; purine nucleoside metabolic process; DNA damage response.